UCAAAGAAGGGUCCCCAAAUGUUCCAGAGCACUGAGCUCCAGAGGGUGAGAGGAUGGAAAGGGAGAGGGAAGGGCAGCAGGUUGUAGGGUUUGGUGUCAAAGGUCCCAUUCCGGACAGUCCUUCUCCAUCCCACCCCCCGGGUCUCCAUUGCCGCGGCCCUGCCCCACCACUUUCAGCUGAGGGGUAGUUCGGAGCUCCAUGGUCCCCUCCCUAGAGCGGCCGCCCCCUCGGGCCUCCCCGGAGCCUUCGAAGAGCCGCGUGAGGAAACGGGGACCUGCCCGGGGCAGCAGAUCUCCAGCGGUGAAGACGUACAGCACCGGGUUGACGCUAGAACUGAAGAAGGCCAAAGCCGUAGUUCCUGCUCGCGCCGCCUGGCCAGCCCCGCCCAGCUUCGCCAAGGUCCCUUCCGGUGGAGCCAGCGCGGCGGCUGCCUGCAGAAGGUUGACCGCGUGGUAGGGAGCCCAGAGCAAGCCGAAGGCAAGCACAAUGGCGCUCACCAGCCGGCCCACCCGUGCCCCAUGCCGCCCGGAGCCCCAGCGGGCGCCCCGCAGCCGCGCCAGCGUCACGCUGUAGCAGCCAAGCAUCAACCCGAAAGGAAGCACGAAGGCGGUCAGAGUCUCCAGGCUCAGGUGGGCGGCGGCGUGGGCCGGCGACGGGUGGCACAGCUGGCAUACGCGGUCCCUCCACAGGUGGCGGUAGAUGGCGGCCGGAACGGCGAGCAAGAGGGCAGCCAGCCAGACGGCCAGCAGCAGGCGGCGGGCCAGGGCCGGGCUGCGCAGCCGGGGCGCCAGGAAGGGGCGGGUGACCGCGAGGCAGCGCUGCAGGCUGAGCAGGCCCGUGAGCAGCACGCUGGCAUACAUGCUGAGCGCACACACGUAGUACACCGCCUUGCAGCCCGCCUGGCCCAGCGGCCAGGCCUGCCCGGUCAGGAAGGCCACAAAGAGCGGCGUGAGCAGCAGCACCGCGCCGUCGGCCAAAGCCAGGUGCAGCACAAGCGUGGCUGCCAGCGGUCGCCCCCGUGCAGGCCGCCAGCCCGCCAAGCUCCACACCACGAAGCCGUUGCCGGGGAGCCCCAACAGCGCCGCCAGGAGCAGGAAGGCCGUGCCUGUGGCCCGCGAAGUCUUCCAGCUCAGCAGUGUCUCGUUCCCUGGGGGACGGUAACAGGCCGACAUCCUUCUGGGCCUACAGGCAGUUCUGGAAACCGAAGUCAGAGCAAUGAGCCAGCCCCUCCUUUGACCGAGGAGGAAGGAGCAGCCCCAGCACAGGAGAGAACCACCCAGCCCAGAAGUUCCAGGGAAGGAACUCUCCCAUCCACCAUGGAGUACCUCUCAGCUCUGAACCCCAGUGACCUACUCAGGUCAGUAUCUAAUAUAAGCUCGGAGUUUGGACGGAGGGUCUGGACCUCAGCUUCACCACCCCAGCGACCUUUCCGUGUCUGUAAUCACAAGCGGACCAUCCGGAAAGGCCUGACAGCUGCCACCCGCCAGGAGCUGCUAGCCAAAGCAUUGGAGACCCUACUGCUGAAUGGAGUGCUAACCCUGGUGCUAGAGGAGGAUGGAACUGCAGUGGACAGUGAGGACUUCUUCCAGCUGCUAGAGGAUGACACGUGCCUGAUGGUGUUAGAGUCCGGUCAGAGCUGGAGCCCCACGAGGAGUGGAGUGCUGUCAUAUGGCCUGGGACGGGAGAGGCCUAAGCACAGCAAGGACAUCGCCCGCAUCACCUUUGACGUGUACAAGCAAAACCCUCGAGACCUCUUUGGCAGCCUGAAUGUCAAAGCCACAUUCUACGGGUUCUACUCUAUGAGUUGUGACUUUCAAGGACUCGGCCCAAAGAAAGUACUCAGGGAGCUCCUUCGUUGGACCUCCACAUUGCUGCAAGGCCUGGGCCACAUGUUGCUGGGAAUUUCCUCCACCCUUCGUCAUGUAGUGGAGGGGGCUGAGCAGUGGCAGCAAAAGGGCCGCCUCCAUUCCUACUAAGAAGGGGCUCUGAGCUUCUGCCCCCAGAAUCAUUCCAAGAGACACACUGCAAAGACUAUGACAGCAUCAAAUUUCAGGACCUGCAGACAGUACAGGCUAGAUAACUCACCCAAUUUCCCCAUUGUCCUCUGAUCUGCUUGUGAGAGAACCUUUCAGCAUAAUGCCUCACGUCCCAAGUCUAUACCCUUACCUGAAGAAUGCUGUCCUUUCCUAGCCACCUUUCUGGCCUCCCACUUGCCCUGAAAGGCCACAAGCCUGUCCCCCAGGCAUCUUGAUCCCAGUCUGAUUGCUGCUACAUCUAACCCCUACCAAUGCCUCCUGUCCCUAGACUCCCCAGCGCACUGAUGACAGCCCUCCGACUUAACCCUGAGAUGUCUUCAUAUCCUUCCCCCCAAACUAACAAAAACAUUUCCAAUAAAAAUAUAAAAUAUUUACCACUA
Messenger RNA from Piliocolobus tephrosceles (Ugandan red Colobus), 2417 nucleotides. RefSeq names its product cell death inducing DFFA like effector b (gene CIDEB). NCBI's taxonomy places the organism in Eukaryota, Metazoa, Chordata, Mammalia, Primates, Cercopithecidae. The transcript has 7 exons. The record is from RefSeq and is a predicted model, not a curated record. Bases 520 to 1977 code for a protein of 485 amino acids. Gene Ontology annotation, biological process: regulation of apoptotic process; apoptotic process.